AAAAAAAAAUAUAUUUUUUAGAUUUUUAUACAUAUAUUAAAGUUUAAUGUUUUCAAAUAAUAUAUUUCUACCAAACAUUAUAUGCCCACAUAUUCGAAAAAAAAAUAAAUGCGAUAUAUUAUUAUGUCCUUUUGGACACUCAUAUCAUGAAACUCAUUAUAGAAAUUCAAAAAAACAAAAGCAAACACAUGAAUCUAGUACUUCUAGUACUUCUGUAAUUUCAGCUGAUAAUUAUAUUAAUACAAAUGCAACAAAUUCAUAUGAUAACAACUUUUAUAAUAAAACAUUUCAUUAUAAAAAAAGUUAUAUCAAUGAUAAUUUCACAAAUACCAUUCAAUUAAAUAAUCUAGAAAAAAAUGAUUUAAAAAAUAACUUAUCACAAAAUACAUCUGAACUGGAUAACGUAGGUCCAAAAUUUAUAUCUACACUUAUUCAUAUACCUCAUGAAACUCGUGUCCAUUUCUUUAAACUUAUAAAACAGGAAUUUCUAAGAAUAUAUUCAGAUGUGAAUGAAAAUGAAUUUUUAGCGCAAAAUGCUUCAUUAAAAAAGGAACUUGAAAUUUUAAAUUCAACAUAUCAAAAUAAAACCAUUUAUAUCAAUUCAUGCAAAAACUUUAUAAUUUCUUUGAAAAAAACAUAUAUCAAAAAAUCAAAUGAAAUAUCUGAUAAUGUAUUACCAAAUCUCGAACAUAUGAAUAUAUCACUAUCAGAUCUCGAAAAAUAUAUAUUAAAUAAUGACCAACUUCAAACAGCUGGAUAUAUUUUAGAGAUACCUGUACCUAAAACACAGUCAACUGAUAUUUUUUUGCAUUGUGAUAGAUGUAAUAUGCCAUUUUCAAUAGAUAAAAACAAUACUUAUACAAAAUGCAAUUACCAUUGGGGAAAAUUAAUUAAAACUAGUUACGAACAAAAUAAAAUAUAUUCAUGUUGCUAUGAUAAUAAUACUUAUUCAAAAGGAUGCAUAACAUCACCUCAUCAUGUCUUCAAAAUUACAUCGCCAUCAAAACUAUCAGCGCAAAUACAAUUUGUUGAAUCUCAAGCACCUAUGCAACAAUCAUCCUUUUUGACAGCAGCUGUUCUUGAUUGUGAAAUGAUUUAUACUACAGGAGGAAUGGAACUAGCUAGAGUUACUAUUUAUGAUAUUAACGAAAAUUUGUUACUUGAUAAAUUAAUUAAGCCAAAAAACAAAGUCUUAGACUUCAAUACUCGUUGGAGUGGUAUAAAAUCGUUAAAUGAUGCAAAAAUUUCAUUGUCUGAUUUACAUAAUAUCAUUUUUAUAGAAUUGAAACUAUGCAAUUUAACUAUAUUAAUAGGACAUGGUUUAGAAAAUGAUUUAAUAGCUAUAAGACUUAUUCAUAAACGUAUAAUAGAUACAGCAUUGUUAUUUCAACAUAAAAAAGGAUUACAACACAAAUACUCAUUAAAAUACCUUGCAAAAAAGUAUCUUAAACGAGAAAUACAAACAAAUGUUGUAGAUGGACAUGAUAGUAAAGAAGAUGCUAAAGCAACAUUAGAUCUUCUCCGAUAUAAAAUCUAUCAUGAUAAAUUAAAGAAAUAAUUUUCACAUAAAAAUAUAUAGUUUUUAUGUUACAAUUCAUU
Molecule: messenger RNA, 1599 nt
Organism: Pneumocystis carinii B80
Lineage: Eukaryota; Fungi; Ascomycota; Pneumocystomycetes; Pneumocystales; Pneumocystaceae
Exons: 3
Coding region: 47-1558 (503 amino acids)
Cellular component (GO): nucleus
Molecular function (GO): nucleic acid binding; exonuclease activity
Source: RefSeq, a predicted model, not a curated record